GCCCCCCUGUGACAAUAAGGAACCUCCCAUGGCCUGCUCCUCCCCCUUCACACUCCCUUGGAGGUAUAAGGAGGGAAUUGACAGCCCAGACUCCUAGGCUCCACAGAGGGGAAGGGAGGGGCAGAGGACGGGUUAGAAAGCGGAGCUCUGGGCAGGCAAGGCUUCUUCUCUCUGCCCCUCUACCUGGCACACACGCUGCCCAGCUAUGGGAACCUUCAACCUAUGGACGGAUUACCUGGGUUUGGCACGCCUGGUCGGGGCUCUGCGUGGGGAAGGGGAGCCUGAGGCCAGGCUGGACCCCCAGCCACAGCCAGCUCCAGGACCUGGGGGUCAGAGGCCCAGCCCGGAAUCUUCAGCAGCUCCUGAACGCCUGUGCUCUUUCUGCAAACACAACGGCGAGUCCCGGGCCAUCUACCAGUCCCAUGUGCUCAAGGAUGAGGCCGGCCGGGUGCUGUGUCCCAUCCUUCGUGACUACGUGUGCCCUCAGUGCGGCGCUACGCGUGAGCGUGCCCACACCCGUCGUUUCUGCCCGCUCACUGGCCAGGGCUACACCUCCGUCUACAGCUAUACCACCCGCAACUCAGCUGGCAAGAGGGUAUCCCGGCCUGAUAAGGCGAGGAUGCAGGACUCGGGGCAUCGCAGAGGAGGAGCGGCAGGCGCGGGAGCAGCAGGCGCGGGAGCAGCGGCGGCGGCCUGUGCAGGUUCCAAAGGUGCUGGGAAGUCUUCUGGACCUUCACCCUCUUCCUGCUGUCCCUCCACUUCUGCCUAGGAGACUGGUGCAGGGAGGAUGGAGAUGCUGCCUUCCCCUGGGUGUGGGGACCCAAGCUGGAUGGAAGAUGUAUUUUGGGGAAGGUCCACUUUGCAAGGACCUGCCCCUGGGCCCUUCCCCCAGCCUGGAGGCCUGGCUAAGAGAGCAGGGCCUGGGAGCACAGCUGAAAGAGCCCCCCCCCCCAUGAGGAAGGAGGUGGCCAUCGGUCACCCUGGCCCUCCCUCCCCGGCACUGGCCACCCACUCAGCACUCAAUAAAUACUUAUGAAUGGA
Molecule: messenger RNA, 1041 nt
Organism: Acinonyx jubatus (cheetah)
Lineage: Eukaryota; Metazoa; Chordata; Mammalia; Carnivora; Felidae
Gene: NANOS3
Product: nanos C2HC-type zinc finger 3
Exons: 2
Coding region: 206-769 (187 amino acids)
Biological process (GO): oogenesis; negative regulation of translation
Cellular component (GO): perinuclear region of cytoplasm
Molecular function (GO): mRNA binding; zinc ion binding
Source: RefSeq, a predicted model, not a curated record